This is a messenger RNA of Fusarium mangiferae, 1464 nucleotides long. RefSeq names its product putative RRB1-involved in the regulation of ribosome biosynthesis. NCBI's taxonomy places the organism in Eukaryota, Fungi, Ascomycota, Sordariomycetes, Hypocreales, Nectriaceae. Gene Ontology annotation, molecular function: protein binding. The transcript is spliced from 2 exons. Bases 1 to 1464 code for a protein of 487 amino acids. The record is from RefSeq and is a predicted model, not a curated record.
AUGGCAAAGAGAACAGCUGAAGCCGAUCACGGCGAUGCCCUCAAGGGCGGCGAACGUCCUGAGAAGAUGGACAUUGACGACAACACCAAGGAGAUGGGGGAGUUUGAAGAUGAGUUCGAGGACGAGUUCGAGAGCGAGGACGAGAUUCUUGAGGCUGGUGUUGAUGGACGACCUGAUGCUGAGCGCGAGGCUGAAGAGAAGGAUGCCAUGGAAGUCGACCAAGGAACCUUCAUCGUCGGACGAAGCAAACUCGAACCCGGCCAGACUCUCGCCCCCGAUCUGACAACUUACGAGAUGCUGCACAACCUCAGCACACCCUGGCCAUGCCUCUCUUUCGAUAUUAUCCGCGAUAACCUUGGCGACAACCGCAAGGCCUAUCCUGCUACCAUGUACACUGUCUCUGGAACACAGGCCGAGACUGGAAAGGCCUCUGACAACCAGAUCAUGGUUAUGAAGUUCAGCGGUCUCAGCAAGAUGGACCGUGGUGACGAGGGUUCUGACUCGGAGGACGACGAUGACGAGGACUCUGACCCUAUCCUUGAGAGCAAGUCUAUCCCUCUCAACUCUACGACCAACCGUAUCCGCGCCCACCAGAUUCCUAGCCAAGAGGCUGGGCGACCUGGAACUACCCUCACUGCCACGAUGACCGAGUCAAGCAACGUCUAUAUCCACGAUAUUACUCCCCACCUCGCCUCUUUCGACAAGCCCGGAACUACUAUCUCCGCUCAGCAGAAUAAGCCCAUCUCUACUGUCCGCGCCCACAAGACCGAAGGUUACGCUGUCGACUGGUCUCCCACAGUUCCCGGGGGUAAGCUCCUCACUGGCGACAACGACGGUCUCAUUUACGUGACAACGCGCACCGAUGGAGGCGGCUGGGUCACCGACAACCGACCUUUCCAGGGCCACACCAGCAGUGUCGAGGAGCUCCAGUGGUCACCUUCUGAGCAAUCUGUCUUUGCCUCUGCUUCAAGUGACGGCACAAUUCGCAUCUGGGAUGUGCGAUCCAAGUCCCGCAAGCCCGCAAUCACCAUGCAGGUCUCAAAUGUCGAUGUCAACGUUAUGUCUUGGUCGCGCCAGACAACUCAUCUGCUCGCCUCCGGAGACGACAACGGUGCAUGGGGCGUCUGGGAUCUCCGACAAUGGAAGGCCAGCUCCGAUAAGCCCCAGCCCAUCGCCAGUUUCAACUUCAACAAGGAGCAGAUCACAAGCAUUGAGUGGCAUCCCACCGACGACUCUAUCGUCGCUGUGGCCGCUGGUGAUAACACCGUCACACUGUGGGAUCUUGCUGUCGAGCUUGACGACGAGGAGAGCAAGGACACAGCGGGUGUCAAGGACGUGCCGCCCCAGCUGCUGUUUGUGCAUUACCUCAAGGAUGUGAAGGAGGUGCACUGGCACCCUCAGAUCACGGGUAGCUUGGUCGCCACCGGAGAGGAGUUCAGCGUCUUCAGGACCAUCAGCGUAUAA